AUGUUGGAGUCGCAUGCUACUUACAACAACCCUAAACCAAAACUUUUUUGUUUGUUUGUUUUACAGGGCCGUUGUUCAAGAGAGAACUGCAAGUAUCUUCACCCUCCGACACACUUAAAAACUCAACUAGAAAUUAAUGGGAGGAACAAUUUGAUCCAGCAAAAAACGGCAGCAGCAAUGCUUGCCCAGCAGAUGCAAUUUAUGUUUCCAGGAACACCACUUCAUCCAGUGCCCACUUUUCCUGUAGGUCCUGCAAUAGGGACAAACACGGCUAUUAGCUUUGCUCCUUACUUAGCACCUGUAACCCCUGGAGUUGGGUUAGUCCCAACGGAAAUUCUACCCACCACACCCGUUAUUGUUCCCGGAAGUCCACCAGUCACUGUCCCGGGCUCAACUGCAACUCAGAAACUUCUCAGGACUGACAAACUGGAGGUGUGCAGGGAGUUCCAGCGAGGAAACUGUGCCCGGGGAGAGACCGACUGCCGCUUUGCCCACCCCGCCGACAGCACCAUGAUCGACACAAACGACAACACCGUAACCGUUUGUAUGGAUUACAUAAAGGGGCGUUGCAUGAGGGAGAAAUGCAAAUAUACUCAGUCGACUGCCAAAGCAAUGAAGCGACCUCUCGAAGCAACUGUAGACCUGGCCUUUCCCCCCGGUGCUCUUCAUCCUUUACCAAAGAGACAAGCACUUGAAAAAAGCAAUGGUACCAGCGCGGUCUUUAACCCCAGCGUCUUGCACUACCAGCAGGCUCUCACCAACGCACAGCUGCAGCAACACGCCGCAUUCAUCCCGACAGGGUCAGUUUUGUGCAUGACACCCGCUACCAGUAUUGUACCCAUGAUGCACAGCGCUACGUCCGCCACUGUCUCUGCAGCAACAACUCCUGCAACAAGUGUCCCCUUCGCAGCAACAGCCACAGCCAAUCAGAUAAUUCUGAAAUAAUCAGCAGAAACGGAAUGGAAUGCCAAGAAUCUGCAUUGAGAAUAACUAAACAUUGUUACUGUACAUACUAUCCUGUUUCCUCCUCAAUAGAAUUGCCACAAACUGCAUGCUAAAUAAAGAUUUAGUUCUCUGGACAGACCACAACUCUAAGAAGCUAGUGCUGCUAUAUCAUAUAUGAGUAUUAAAUAUGGUAUGCUUAGUAUAUUCCAACCUAAGAUAGUUAACUACCUGAGACCAGCUGUGAUGUUUAAAGACAUAAAGGAUCAAGUUUACUUUUAAAGGGUUUCUAAACAUAGUUUCUGUCCUAGGAAUAUUGUCUUAUCUCCAUAACUAUAGCUGAUGCAGAAAGUCCACCCAAUUUACUCAUUUGGACUCAGAAUAUUUCAAAUUUAGCAAUAAGCAAUUAGCAGUAGUUAAAACCUAUUCCAAGGACAGGUUCAAUUCUAACUUCGAUGUCUGUCAUUUCAUUUACCCACUGGAUCAAAGGGUAUGUUUCACUUCUUGACAAUAUGAAUGCUGCAGCAAAGACAAGAAGUGAAGUAAAACCGAUACCUGUCCUGCAGGUCUAAAAUCUGAAUGGAAAUUCAAGCACAAGUACUGGGGACACAUCAAAGUGUGGUGUUUGGUUUGCCUGGAGAUGCCACGUUGAAUCAUGUGAUUCUAGAAUAACAUUAAAUAGAUUGAAAAAGAAACUUUGCACGGUAUGAGCUUCAUACCCCACCAAACAAAGUCUUGAAGGUAUUAUUUUACAAGUAUAUUUUUAAAGUUGUUUUAUAAGAGAGACUUUGUAGAAGUGCCUAGAUUUUGCCAGACUUCAUCCAGCUUGACAAGAAUGAGAGGCCCAUGCCAACAGUCUAAUCUAAGGGAUUAGUCUUUCAAACUCACCAUCCGGUUGCCUGUUACAGAAUAACUCUUCUUAACUAAAAACCUAGUCAAACAAGGAAGCUGUAGGUGAGGAGAUCUGUAUAAUAUUCUAAUUUAAGUAAGUUUGAGUUUAGUCACUGCAAAUUUGACUGUGACUUUAAUCUAAAUUACUAUGUAAACAAAAAAGUAGAUAGUUUCACUUUUUAAAAAAAUCCAUUACUGUUUUGCAUUUCAAAAGUUGGAUUAAAGGGUUGUAACUGACUAUAGCAUGGAAAAAAAAUAGUUCUUUUAAUUCUUUCACCUUAAAGCAUAUUUUAUGUCUCAAAAGUAUAAAAAACUUUAAUACAAGUACAUACAUAUUAUAUAUACACAUGCAUAUAUAUACUAUAUAUGGAUGAAACAUAUUUUAAUGUUGUUUACUUUUUUAAAUACUUGGUUGAUCUUCAAGGUAAUAGCGAUACAAUUAAAUUUUGUUCAGAAAGUUUGUUUUAAAGUUUAUUUUAAGCACUAUCGUACCAAAUAUUUCAUAUUUCACAUUUUAUAUGUUGCACAUAGCCUAUACAGUACCUACAUAGUUUUUAAAUUAUUGUUUAAAAAACAAAACAGCUGUUAUAAAUAAAUAUUAUGUGUAAUUGUUUAAAACAUCCAUUUUCUUUGUGAACAUAUUAGUGAUUGAAGUAUUUUGACUUUUGAGAUUGAAUGUAAGAUAUUUUAAAUUUUGGCAUCAUCGCCUGUUCUGAAAAUUAGAUGCACCAACCAUGUCAUUAUUUGUUUGAGAAAAAAGAAAUCUGCAUUUUAAUUCAUGUUGGUCAAAGUCUAAUUACUAUCUAUUUAUCGUAGAUCUGAUAACCCUAUCUAAAAGAAAAUCACAUUCUAAGUGUAAUCUUACAUAGUGCUUGUAUUGUUGCAUUUGUUUUAAUUUGUGGAAAAGUAUUGUAUCUAACUUGUAUUACUUUGGUAGUCUCAUCUUUAUGUAUUAUUGAUAUUUGUAAUUUUCUCACUAUAACAAUGUAGUUAUGCUACAACUUGCCUACAACAUUCAAACUUGUUAUCUUUUUUUCUUUUUUCUUUGUUAAUCCAUUUAAACUCAUGGAAAACAUAGUAUACAUUACUAAAAGGUAAAUUAUGGGAAUCACUGAACUAUUUUUGUAGACUAAUUUUUGUAAUAUUGUCUUUCUUUUUUUUCCUUUUGUUUCCUGAUUUUAAAAAUUAUUAGCACACAACUAUUUUCAGCCCUUUAAUAAUGGAUCAUCAAAAACAUCACCUGUAUCCCCAAGCCAAUAUAGAAGACUGUAUUUUUUGCUAUGAUAUCCAUUUUCCAGAAUCGUGAUUAUAAUAUGCAAAGAGUCAUGAAUAUGCCAUUUACAAUAAGGAGGAGGCAAGGCAGAUACAUAGAUGUACAAAUAUAUGUACAACAGAUUUUGCUUUUUAUUUAUUUAUAAUGUAAUUUUAUAGAAUAAUUCUGGGAUUUGAGAGGAUCUAAAACUAUUUUUCUGUAUAAAUAUUAUUUGCCAAAAGUUUGUUUAUAUUCAGAAGUCUGACUAUGAUGAAUAAAUCUUAAAUGCUUUGUUUAAUUACAAAAACAAAAUCACCAAUAUCCAAGACAUGAAGAUAUCAAUUCAACAAAUACUGUAGUAAAGAGACUAACUCUCCACUUGUAUGGGAACUACAUUUCACUCUUAGUUUUCAGGAUAUAACAGCACUUCACUGAAAUAUUCUUUCAGCCAUAUACCACUGGUAACAUUUCUACUAAACCUUUCUGUAACACUUAAAGAAUUCCCUCAUUCAUUACCUUACAGUGUAAACAGGAGUCUAAUUUGUAUCAAUACUAUGUUUUGGUUGUAAUAUUCAGUUCACUCACCCAAUGUACAACCAAUGAAAUAAAAGAAGCAUUUAAAAGGA
This is a messenger RNA of Carlito syrichta (Philippine tarsier), 3711 nucleotides long. RefSeq names its product muscleblind like splicing regulator 2 (gene MBNL2). Gene Ontology annotation, molecular function: metal ion binding. The record is from RefSeq and is a predicted model, not a curated record. Lineage: Eukaryota; Metazoa; Chordata; Mammalia; Primates; Tarsiidae. The transcript is spliced from 8 exons. The coding region runs from base 1 to 945 and encodes 314 amino acids.